AUGGAAACCAGUCCAUUCGUGAAACAAUUAGGGUCUAAUAACAGAGUUGUUCGUGAAAAUGCCUUGGAAAAUGUCAAAAAAUACUUAAAGAACAGAAGAUUAGGCAAGACGAAACAAAUUGAAUUUGAUAAAUUAUGGAAAGGUUUAUAUUUUGCCAUGUGGUUCAGUGAUCGUCCAAGACCUCAGCAACGUCUUGCCGAUGAACUUGGGUCAUUGUAUGGGUUGUACAUGGAAGGUGCAGAUGGUAGUGAGGAAAAGAUGACUGAAAAUGAUAAAUCAUUUAUCAAGUUUUGUAAGAGUUAUUGGAGAGUGAUGUGUCUAGAAUGGUAUAAUAUCGAUCAUCAUCGUUUGGAUAAAUAUUUAUUGUUGAUGAGACGUGUGUUGUUCAACCAAUUGAAAUAUUUGAAGAUGAGAGAAUGGAACGAAGAAUUGGUACAAGCAUAUAUUGACAAGGUGUUGAAAAAAUUACCCUUAAGUGGUGAUAGAAAAGUAUAUACUGGUAUCCCCAUGCAUAUUGUGGAUAUUCUCUUGGAUGAAUGGGUAAGGUUAUUAACCGAGGAAGACGACGAAGAUGAUGAUGAUGAAGAAGAACCAGACGAAGACGAAGCUGCUCUGAUUGAAUCGAUCAAAGAAACUCCAUUGGAUAAGAUUAUUGCCAUCUUCCAGGAUAUAUGCAGCGACGAAGAUGUGAGUAAAGUCUUGAAAACAAGAAUCAAAGAAGAAUUAUUGGAAGAUGUAAGAUUGGUGAAAUGGGGUAUUAUAGAGCCACUUGAAGAAGACCCCGCUGAAGAACAAGAAAGUGACAACGACGGUACAGAAUGGGCUGGUUUUGACUAG
Molecule: messenger RNA, 837 nt
Organism: Henningerozyma blattae CBS 6284
Lineage: Eukaryota; Fungi; Ascomycota; Saccharomycetes; Saccharomycetales; Saccharomycetaceae
Gene: RRP1
Product: Rrp1p
Exons: 1
Coding region: 1-837 (278 amino acids)
Biological process (GO): rRNA processing
Cellular component (GO): nucleus; preribosome, large subunit precursor; preribosome, small subunit precursor
Source: RefSeq, a predicted model, not a curated record